Adineta ricciae is the source of this 1656-nucleotide messenger RNA. The record is from the annotation of a GenBank genome assembly. NCBI's taxonomy places the organism in Eukaryota, Metazoa, Rotifera, Eurotatoria, Adinetida, Adinetidae.
AUGGCUCAAGUCCAGUCAACUACAUUAUUUCUUCGAUUACCUGUCGAAAUUUUUUAUGAAAUAUGUGACUAUUUGGAUCUAAAAACAAUUCUUCUGUCAUUUCGUUAUGUUUGUCGAGAUUUUCAUCGAAUAACAAAUGAUUAUAAUCGAUAUAAAAUUUAUUUAAAUACACUGUCCAAACACGAUAUUCAACGUAUUUAUCGAAUGAUUCAACCAAAAAAUAUCAAUUGUUUACAUAUUUGGUUUAUCAAUAAAGAAAUCAUUCAACUAUUUCUUUCAUUAUUUCCAAUAAAUCAAUUUAUUCGACUUAAAAUGUUAACACUGUGGAACAUUGAAGAAUUUUAUUUAAGAGAAAUUUUAUUACAUUUAGCAACAAUCUCUUCACUUCGAUCAUUUUCAAUUUAUUCUGUAAAACAAUCGAACAUUUCCGAUGAAGUAUCAAUUCAUCUUUCCAAAUUACUUUUACAAUCAUCUCUUCGUUCUAUUCGACUAAUGUUGAAUUUUAAAGAAGAUUUUUCAUCGUUUUCUUUACAAAGAAUUCAUAUGAAUAGUUGUACAGAUGACCAAUUGAUUUCAAUGAUUAAUAAUUGUCCAAGUCUUCGUCGAUUAUCAUUAUAUAGUUGUCCAAUGAUUUCUAUGGACAAGAAUUUCAAUAAAAGUUCAUUAACUCACUUAGAAUUUUAUGAAACAAAAUUAUCAAUUGAUGAACUUGAAUCGAUUUUACGUCUGACGCCAUUAUUAACUCAUCUUUAUAUGAAUAAUUCCAAAAGUCGAUUUAAUUGUUUUCAAAGAUUAUCUCAAUGGGAAGAUUUUAUUCAAAUCAAUUUAAUCCAUCUUCAUACAUUUCAAUUUUCUUUAACUUGUGAAGAUUAUCGUAUUAAUCAUAUUGGAUUAUUACUCGAUGCAUUUCGAACAUCAUUUUGGUUAAAAGAUAAAUCUUGGCCAAUUACUUGCGAACUCCAAUGUUGGUUUCCAUGGUCACAAUUGACAAUUUAUUCAUCAUCAAAUAUCCAAACAUUUUUUCCACAUUGUUUCGAUUACAAAACAAUCUUUUGUUCAACUUCAACAAUAAAUAAUUCAUGGAAUGUAUUUCUUGCUGCAAACCAUAAUGCUUUUGCUUAUCAUACAGAAUGGUAUAGAUCAAUAUUAUCUCCAUUUUUAAACAAGUUAUCAGAAUUGGCAUUACAAAUUGAUGAUAUUUUAUCAAUUCAAUCGUUGAAAUAUUUUCUAUCCAGAUCAAAUAUUUUAAACUUUGUUACUAGUAUUUGGAUAAUCAUCGAUCAUCCUAAAUUUAAUGAUUUCAAAGCAAUUCAAGAUUUACUUAAUAUAUCAAUGUAUGUUAAUUCAGUUGGCAUUUGUUCUAAAUAUGGUUAUAUGAAAGAUUUGAUAGAUAAAAUAUUCGAUAGAUGCGAUUGUCAUAUUUUAAAUCAAUUGAAAAUCAAAACUGACGACUUAAGUUUUAUGAAAUGGACUAUUGAACGAGUUAAAGAUGUCGAGAGUUUCAAAUUUCUUCAUUAUUAUUCAUUACCAACAAUUUGGACAGAACUUAUCGAAUGGUUAACACUUAAACAUGAUAGAAAGUUUUCUUUUGAACACGAUCAAUAUUCUUUAACAAUAACAUUUCAUUCUCAUAUUGAGGUUGCCAAUCAAUUGUAA